Molecule: messenger RNA, 2175 nt
Organism: Microstroma glucosiphilum
Lineage: Eukaryota; Fungi; Basidiomycota; Exobasidiomycetes; Microstromatales; Microstromataceae
Exons: 3
Coding region: 130-2010 (626 amino acids)
Molecular function (GO): palmitoyltransferase activity
Source: RefSeq, a predicted model, not a curated record
AACACCAUCAUCAUCAUCAUCAUCAUCCAUACUGUACUACAUCGUGCCACUGCCCUGCUUCUCAUCUAGUGAUCGUCGUUUUCAGGACCUCGGAGUCACAAGGGCCGUGCUCUGUCUUUGCGCCUCAAAAUGCCCUCCCUUUCAUUGUUACCGCUGCUGGCCAAUUGCGUCAACCGGUCCUUCCGUAAGGUGGAGAAGGCGGCGGAUUGGCUGGUGGGCAAGGCAGGCCCCUUUUUCAUCGCCAUCUGCAUCGGACUCGUGUCAAUCGGGGCGUGGACGUUCUUUACACUGCUCCUCCCUUCCGUCCUGACUCCUGCUUCGGAGAGUGCCUUCUCGCUGCCUACUAUCGCCUCGGCUUGCUUGGCCUUAUACUGCUUUAACCUCAUCUAUAGCAUAGCUUGGUACUAUUACGCCGCAUGUACAAUUCCUCCGGGAGGCGUAUCAUCCUUCGUCUCUGCAGCUGCAGACCUAGCCUACGACCAAGCUUCGCGCCAAGAAACGGACCAAGACGAUGCCCAGGCUUCCCUCCGCACCGGCUACCUCUCCAACCUCGAUUCCCACUGGACCUCUUAUGCAGACCGAGCACGUCUUGCCUCGCGUUGGGUCUCCGAUGCUCAUGACCCUUCGAUAGAGGCUUACCUCGAUCAUGAGCGAAACGUACGCGGCAAGACGGAAGAAGAAAUCGAGGAAGAGGAUCUCUGGCCCAGAGUCAAGAUGUGCCAGAAGUGCGAAAAGGUGCCACUGUGGUGGGCUCUAGCAUGUCUUCCAGAGGAACUCAGGGACGUGGAGAAGCAGAGGAGGUCACGCAAUGGUGAUUUCGAUGCGGGCAUCGAGCAGGACUCGAAGCAGCAGCCGCUGCAGGACGAUCGGCCGUCGCCGAAAUCCUCCUCAUCUACCUCAAUCACGCUAUCUCCUUGGGAGCGGACCGCCGUUCAGCCUCUGCGUCAAUCCAUCCUCGCCUGGCUUCCAGCUUCGACAGCCGAUACGCUCGUCCCGCCUCCGAAGCCAGAGCGAGCCCACCACUGCAGUGUCUGCAAGACCUGCAUCAUCAAGUUCGACCACCACUGCCCCUGGCUGAACCAAUGCGUUGGCUUAUACAAUGAGCGGUACUUUGUCGGCUUCUUGGUUUACAUGGUGCUUGGUACUAGCAUUGUUCUGGUGGUGGGAUGGCCAAAAGCUUGGGAGGCUUUGAGGCUCUGGGAGCGGUGGCCCUACAAGACCGCUCCACGCCUAUUUGUCCUCCUUACCUACAUCCUCUGCCUCGCCAUGGGCGUCGCCCUGCUAGUCAUGCUUGCCUCGCAUCUAGACAUGAUCUCCCGUAAUCUCACCUCCGUCGAGUCUUCUGAUCGUCAAUUUUACAUUGGUCGAGCUCAGAUGCGACAGAAGGAGCGGGAAGUGCAGCGGAAAGCCGCGUCCAAGGCAACGGGAAGAGGCUCUGCUGAUGCUGAGACGCCCGAGGAGAAGAAGAGACUCAAGGAUGCACAAGCCCUCGAGCUCGAGCGAGCCUGGGGGAACGUCUAUGACCUCGGCACCCGCACUCGUAAUCUCGCCAUCUUCUUCAAUGUGGGCGAAGGGUCUUCACUCGCCUCUUCUUCCUACCCUUCUUCCUCUUCCUCGCUUCCAGAACCAACAGCUCCCCCCGCCCGUCUCACGCGACGUCCCCGCCCCCGUCCAGUCUACUACUCGCUCCUCCCCGUGCGCUACCCGCCUCACUCGGAUGGGUGGCAUUGGCCCAAACGGAGGGGGACUGGGGGCAGAGCAAUGUUGGGCGUGGGGUUGGAAGAAGAGGUAGAGUUUAGCGGUGGAGAGGAGGAGCAGGAGGAGCAGGAGACGCCUAGAGAGGAGACUUCGACGAAAGGAGGCAAGGGGAAGAAGAAGAAGAAGGGCAAAGGAGCUGCAGCCGGAGCUGCGUCUGGAUCUGCAUCUGAAGAGCAGAGGAGAGACGAGGAGAGGGAAGUUCUGGCUGGUAGGACCUUUGAUGGGAGUGAAGCUGGGCUGGACAUGCAGUGAACAUCAAGUGCCGGGUAAUCGUCACUCUGCUCGAGCUAGUGUGGAGUACUGUCCCACGUCUGUAUACAGCUUGUAUUUAUGACUUCUCAGCCGCUGGAACGAAGUGUAUUGUACAUAUGCAAUUUGAAUGUGUAAUGGAAGACAAAGGAGUGCUGCCUCCACGCC